Molecule: messenger RNA, 789 nt
Organism: Terrapene triunguis (Three-toed box turtle)
Lineage: Eukaryota; Metazoa; Chordata; Testudines; Emydidae
Product: nuclear pore complex protein Nup98-Nup96-like
Exons: 4
Coding region: 1-789 (262 amino acids)
Source: RefSeq, a predicted model, not a curated record
AUGGGGCGUGCAUGCACCUACAGUGGAAUGUAUGUGCACAAUACAUCUCAAACAGUUUCUGUACAGUGCUGUUCUAUUUGGUUUGCUGUCACUAAGUGUAGUCUGUGGUACAAUAUUCUACAGAACACCCCGGAGUGUGAGAAAUAUGCCUGCUGUCCCCUGCCUCCCUACCUAGAGGAUUCUGGCUGUGUACUUGAGGAAGAUGACAGUACAAAGAGACCCCUGAGAGAUGUCUGCUUUCACUUGUUAAAGCUCUACAGCGACAGAUGCUAUGAUCUCAAUCAGCUGCUUGACCCCAGAAGUAUUACUUCCGACCCCUUGGACUACCGUCUUAGUUGGCACCUGUGGGAAGUACUUAGAGCCUUGAAUUACACUCAUCUAUCAGAGCAGUGUCAAGGAGUGCUGAAUGCCAGCUAUGCUGCCCAGCUUGAAAGUGAAGGACUCUGGGAAUGGGCCAUUUUUGUACUGCUGCAUACAUCCAAUACACACACACGUGAGAAAGCAGUGCGUGAAUUCUUAAACCGCCACUGCGUGCUGUCGGAAACGCCAGAAUCCUGGACAAAGGAGACUUUCCUGACACAAAAGCUCUGCAUUCCACCAGAAUGGAUUCAUGAAGCUAAGGCAGUUCGGGCAAGGAUGGAGGGAGAUAAGCAUAAAGAGGCCCUCUACUUGUUCAAAGCUGGACACUGGAACCAGUGUCACAAACUGGUCAUCAAGCACUUAGCCUCAGGUGAGAUUAUUUGUCUCCUAGCUUUGUCGUGCGGGCUUCUGCACACUGAAAGAUGUUGA